Botrytis fragariae is the source of this 1004-nucleotide messenger RNA. RefSeq lists its product as uncharacterized. The transcript has 2 exons. NCBI's taxonomy places the organism in Eukaryota, Fungi, Ascomycota, Leotiomycetes, Helotiales, Sclerotiniaceae. Bases 1 to 666 code for a protein of 221 amino acids. The record is from RefSeq and is a predicted model, not a curated record.
AUGGGUUCCCCAGAUUAUUCACCCCUUCCUCGAGAAUCCUCGGAUUCGGAUCGAUACAUCGCCCCAAGUUCAGAUGGAUAUCGAACAUCUGAGGAAUAUUCCCUUCGUACCUCCAAGAGUCGUUCUAUCACCAUUAACUAUGUACUUAUUCUCCGACUCAUGAACCUCGCUUUCGGAUCAGCCGCUUUCGCACUAUUCGUUAUCAAUGGUUAUGAGAAAUAUAUUGCUGCUGAUGUCUUUCUCAUGCUCAGUUUGAUCUUUAAUACCGUUCGAAUCCUACAUACAUUCGUUUCAUCAGUCUUUCAUGUCACUGUUGAAAUUAGUCGUGGUUCAUGGCAGAGUCAAUUAUCUGUUAGACCAAAUGGAGCCAAAGCUACAAAUGUUCUGGAUUUCUUGUUGGCUAGUGGUUUAGCAUUUUCAAUGAUUGGUGGGAUGGUGAACAAUUAUGAAAAUUAUCUCGUGGUUGAUGGCAUUGUAGUCGCCUUUUUCGCUAUGGCCAUACAAUACAUCAUAGCAUUACCGAUUCAAAACCAAACUUUUAUGCUCAAAUUUCACUUCCACAGUGAAAGCGAAGAGAAUCGAGAGGGAUUCUUAGGACGAAAUGAUGCUCAUCGAAUUAUUCUCAGAGACGACGAAAAUAGACAAACCGCUGAGAAUUUGGUAUAAUUUCGACUCAUUGACAUGACAAUCUGGCAUGUCUAAGUACUGGUCCACUGGAAAGCUUACAUCGGUUAUGAAACACAGCUUUGCUGUUAUAUCUGCGGUUAUUGGGGAAGUAUUGAUUCAUAAUGAAUCGAAUUGACAAUUUGUUCCGUACUUCUACCUCGUCGUUCUUUAGGUAUCGGAGUAGAGGAGGGAAUACAUAUAUAUACUAUCAUUUAUUUGGCCUUUAUUCGUAUCUAUCUAUCUGUCAUUCAUUUAUUCAUCUAUCCAGUGGUUCAUUCGUUCCUCUAUCCAGUUGUUUGCUCGUCCAUCUACAUAACUACGGCGCAGGUCUUGAAAUG